GUAGAUCUCGCGAGAGUGCUGCGAGGGAAGGGGACAGGGUGGCGCUGUGCGUACAAGUUUGGGGUCUGGUUGGGUCGGCGCGCCACUUGGGGAAAUCGCCGUAGCAGAGCGGGGCGGUCACGAGCUGCGGUGGGCGGAUCGGCCUGAACCGCUUUCUCCUGCAUCUGUGGCCCGACAGCGCUGAGUAGCUCCUAUGGCGGCCCCUGCGGCUGAGGAGAAGGCGGUGGCAGAAGCAGCAGCGGCAGCCCCGAGUGACCGCUCCCCGAAAGAGGAAGGGGAGCUGGAGGACGGAGAAAUCAGCGACGACGACAAUACUGAUGGGCCUGUGGAGCCCGGCAGCAGAGAGCAGAGCGCCGGAGGCACUGCGAAGGGCCCGUACGCCCGGCGUAGGCCGCCUCCCGACCUACGGAGCAGCCUCCUCCUCUCUUCGUCUCGCCGCUUCUCUCUCUCGCGCCACCAGCCUCCCCCUGAGCUCGGGCACCUCCAUGGCCACAGCGGAGGUGGAGGAUACCGACUCAAGGAGCCUUUCCGGCCGCACCCGCCGCCGCCGCCUCCCUCUUCGUCGUGCUCGCGGCUGCCGCCCGGACCGCACCCCGACCCCGGCGCCAGGCUCUCCUUCUGGGAGCGCAGUCACAACGCGCUGGACCGGUUUCGCUUCCGAGGCCGGGCCUACCGAGGCGGGGGCCGAUGGGGCAGGAGCCGCGGCGGCAACCCCCCAGGAAGGCCUCCAGGAGGAGUGGGUGGCGGCGGCGGAUACAGCGGCAACCAGGGCUGGAAGGAGCCUUCGCCACGGAAAUCCAAAAUGUUUGGAAAAUCCCCAUCCAGAAAACAGAACUAUUCAUCUAAAAGUGAUAAUUCAACUGAAGAGAGUUUUGAAGAUUUGUUGUUAAAAUACAAGCAGAUCCAGUUGGAACUAGAAUAUAUUAAUAAAGAUGAGAAACUUACUCUGAAUAAUAAAGAAGAAACCGCUCAGCAAGGCAAUGAUGAAAUAGACAGUCCUGAGGACCAAAUAAUAAUAGAAAAUAUCAGUAUUACAAAGGAUGUUAUAAAUGAAGUGUCUCCUGAGGAGAAGAAUAAAGUGUUAACAUUUCAGGCAUUUGAACUGAAACCUCUCAGGCAAAAGCUGCCUACAUUGGCUGAGAGGAGCAAGCCGAGAAAAGUAAAAGAUGGAAUCAAACAGCAGACACAAAAAUCUGAAUUAUUGAAUACCAAUCAAGCAGUUGAUGAAAAGGAACAAGGAGAACAAAAACUUAGCCCUUCAGACGCUGCUGCAGAGAAGAAACUUCUUGAUGAAGAAGAAGAAGUGUCAGAGUUGCAACUAAGACUACUAGCUCUUCAGUCUGCCAGUAAAAAGUGGCAGCAAAAAGAACAGCAGGUGAUGAAAGAAAGCAAAGAAAAACUAACAAAGGCAAAAGCUAUACAGCAAAAAGUCAAAAUCAGUACAAAAUCACAUUCUGCAAAAAAAACCAGCACUGCAGCUAAGCAAGCGUUGAGGAAACAGCAAACAAAAGUAUGGAAAAAACUACAGCAGCAGAAGGAACAGGAAAGGCGCCAGAAGGAAGAAGAGCAACGGAAGCAGGAGGAAGAGGAGGAAAGAAGGAAAAGAGAAGAGGAAAUUAGAAAAAUUCGUGAUCUUUCAAAUCAAGAAGAACAGUAUAAUAGGUUUAUGAAGCUGGUUGGAGGAAAGACAAGAUCAAAAAGCAAGUCUUCAGAUAAAGACUUGAGGCGCUCAUUAGAUAAGCAGUCUGCUGAGAGUGCUGGAGGGAUCUAUCAAUAUGACAAUUAUGAUGAAGUUGCUAUGGACACAGAAAGUGAAACUAAUUCACCUGCAUCUUCUCCGAUACAGCCUCCAUACUUUGAUAGCUCUGUUGGAUAUUUUCCUCCAGCUGUUCCACAAACUUCACUGCCUCUUGUACCACAGGCUUCAACUCUGCCACCGAUUAACCAAGUAUAUAUGGAAGGAAUUUCAGGUAUUUCUUUGGAAACUUUGCCACCUCUUCCUCCUCUUCCACCUGAAGAACCUGAACAGCCACCAAAGCCUCCAUUUGCAGAUGAGGAGGAGGAAGAAGAAAUGCUACUCCGAGAAGAGCUGCUUAAAUCUUUAGCAAACAAACGAGCUUUCAAACCAGAGACGAAUUCAAGUAAUAGUGGUCCACCUUCACCACCUUUCCCUAUUAAUUCACAUUCUGUGCCAAGAAGCAAUCUUUCAGCAGUCAGUAUUAAUACAGUGUGUCAACCUCGUGUAAAGAACACAAAGAUUAUAAGAGUACCAAGACCACCCCGAACAGUGAUCACGCUUCCAAAGCAUAAGUCAGUUGUGGUUACACUAAAUGAUUCAGAUGACAGUGAAUCAGAUGCAGAACAGUCUAACUCCUCUGCAAGUGUGUUUGGUGGCCUAGAAUCUAUGAUCAAAGAAGCUAGAAGAACUGUGGAGGCAUCAAAACCCAAAGCACCUUUGAAGUCAGAAAAAGAAAAUAAUCCUGUGAGAACUCCUGAAGCACUAUCAGAAGAGAAAAAAAUGGAGUAUAGACUCCUGAAAGAAGAGAUUGCCAGUCGGGAGAAGCAACGCUUGGUAAUAUCUGAACCUUUGAAGGCAAGUUCAUCACCAGUGAACUCUGAUGUGGAAGUUGAUGCAGCUGGUAGGAUAGCAAUAGUCACAAAACAAGUUACAGAUGCAGAGGCAAAACUCAAAAAACACAAACUUCUCUUGCUGAAGGACGAGUCUGUGUUGAAACAUCUCCUACAACAAGAGGCAAAAAAGAAAGAGUCUGUUCGUCUUGCUGAAAGCAAGGUUGCUAAACUUAAUGAACAGCUGCAAGCAACAGAGAAGAUACUAAAUGCUAAUAAAGUGUUUCUGAAGAAGCUUCAAGAACAAAUUCACAGAGUACAGCAACGAGUAACCGUGAAGAAAGCACUGGCGUUAAAAUAUGGGGAAGAGCUUGCACGAGCAAAAGCACUGGCUAGUAAAGAAAUUGGAAAACGAAAACUUGAGCAUGAUCAUUUUGGACCAAACAAAAUAUUGAAAGUGGAGAAAUCUUCCUCAAGUCCCCAAAAACCCUCUGCAGAGCAAAUUGCACUGGAGAAAAAAAGACUACAGCAACUGCAGUAUGAGUAUGCUCUAAAAAUUCAGCAACUGAAGGAAGCCCAUGCACAUCAGACUAAGGACCGAUCAAAUACUCUCCCCAUUGCAGAAGAGGAACCUGAAUUUGCACUACCUCAGCCCUCCCUUCAUGAUCUAACACAAGACAAAUUGACUUUGGAUAUUGAAGAGAACUAUUUUGAUGAUGAAGUUUUCUCCAACACCUGUAGAGAACGAAGGCGGUCUUUCAGAGAAUCAAAUUCUUUUACCAAACCUAAUCUUAAGCACACAGACACCCCUAAACAAGAAGCGAUGAACAAAGUUUCUAAAAAUGCACUAGAAGUACCAGAGCUCUUUUUGGGUCUCAAUAUUGAUGAACUGAAAAAACUUUAUGUGAAAGCUGAUGGCUUGAAGGAUGUCUUGAGAAAAAAUACAACAUUUUUACUUUCCAAUGAAGAAAAAUUAUGUGGUCAGGAAAUAACAGUGGAUGUAGAUCUCUUCACAGCGCCAAGUAAACAAACAGAAGGAAAGCCAUAUCCAUUUGGACCAUAUCAUAGCCCUCUUCUUGUUUUUAAAUCUUAUAGGUUUAGUCCUUAUUUUCGAACAAAAGAAAAGCUUUACCUCAGUUCAGUAUCCUACAGCAAUAUGAUUGAACCCAAACAGUGUUUCUGCCGUUUUGAUCUAACAGGCACAUGUAAUGAUGAUGAUUGCCAGUGGCAGCACAUGAAAGACUGCACUCUUAGUCGAAGACAGCUGUUUGAGGAUAUUCUUUCUUACAAUUUAGCUUUGAUAGGCUGUUCAGAAAAAAGUACUGAUGAAGAAAUAAGCACUGCAACAGAAAAAUACGUAGAAAAACUUUUUGGUGUAAACAAAGAUCGCAUGGCAAUGGAUCAAAUGGCUGUUCUGCUUGUUAGCAAUGUGAAUGAAAGCAAGAAUCACACCCCUCCAUUUACAACUUGGAAAGAAAAAAGGAAAUGGAAGCCCACAUACUCCAAAAAAAUACCUUUGGACAGUGAUGCCAGCAAUGAAGAGGAGCAGUCCUCUGGCCCUAUCAAAUAUGCUCCUACAGUACAAAACAAAACAAAUGUUCCUGCUUUGGAUGCUGUUGUGACCCCUGAUGAUGUGAGAUAUUUUACAAAUGAGACUGAUGACAUUGCAAACCUGGAGGCAAGCGUACUUGAGAACCCGUAUAAUGUUCUGCUGUGGAUCAAAUUGGCCUAUAAAUAUCUAAAUCAAAAUGAAGGAUCAUCCUCAGAAUGCUUGGAUUCUGCUUUAAAUGUUUUGGCCCGAGCCCUAGAAAACAACAAAGAAAAUUCUGAAAUCUGGUGUCAUUACCUUAAGCUGUUUUCAAAAAGAGGAGCUAAGGAAGAAGUACAAGAAAUGUGUGAGACAGCAGUGGAAUAUGCUCCUGCUUACAAGAUCUGGUGGACUUUUCUAGAGCUGGAAAACACCUUUGAUGGAAAGGAUUAUGUGUGUAGAAGAAUGCUCCAAUUCUUAACAGAUAAAACAAAGUGUGAAGAGAACUUGGAUAUUUGGUCUUUUCAGUUGUUGGAGAUACUGCUGUAUAGAGUUCAUCUAAGCCUUUUUACUGGGAAACAUCAAAAUGCUGUUGCAUUAUUCCAGAAUGCUCUGAAAUCAGCAAGUGAAAAGGCUGUAGUACAACACCUCAAUAUAACUGACCGCUGCUUAGCUUGGCUAUCCUAUAUACAUCUGAUUGAAUUUGGUAAUCUGCCAGCCAAGUUCUAUGAUCCUGCCAGUAGCAACCCUUCAAAAAUAAUGAAGAAGCAGCCAUUUUUAUUACCUUGGAAGACAGUUGGAGAUGUGAAAGCUAAUCCUGAUACAUUGUUAGCUGUAUUUGAAGAUGCCAUCCUGUCAUGCACCAGUGAGGAUACAUCAGAUGAUGAAAAGAGAGUUCUUUGUCUUCCUUUGUACAGAAACAUGCUAGUUUUGCAGCAGCUGCUAGAAAGGUGGGAAGCUGCCAUUGAGCUUUGUAAAUCACUCCUGAAACUAAACCCUAUUGAUUGUCAACUUUUGGAAACUCUGGUUAGUUUGUACUUGCGGAGUGACGAGGUUGAAAGAGCUUGUGAUGUAUGGCUUACAGCAUUUGAAAGAAACCCUCAAAAUGCCCAGCUUUUCUACUUUAUGUGCAAAUUCUUCAUGUUUCAGAAGAGAUCAGAUAGUAUUCCUCCACUGUUGCAAGCCUUUGUUGCAGCAUUUUUUGAGGGCGUACAUCAAGAGAGUAGUCCUGUGGAUCUAUUAAAAUAUUCUUUGAAUUAUCCAAUGCCAAUUGAGUUUACACCUCCAUUGUAUAAAGGAAAUUUUACAGAAGAGAUUUUAAACCAGCAAAUUCCUUACUUGUGGCAAAUCUACUGUUUAUACCAGUCUCUUCAUGGAAGUUCUGCAGAAGCAACAGAUGCCUAUGAGGCAGCCUUGGGAGCAGUUAUGCAAGAGGAAAUAGUUCAGCAAAUUUGGAUGGAUUACCUCGUUUUUAUUAAUCAAAAAGUUGUCAGAUCCAACAGUCAAGUUCAAGAAUUCAAGCUUUUUACAGAUCUUGUGAAUAGAUGUCUUGUUACAGUCCCCACCCGUUACCCUAUUCCAUUUAGUACUGCUGAUUACUGGACCAACUAUGAAUUCCAUAACAAGGUCAUUUCCUUUUAUCUGAGUUGUAUUCCAAAGUCUCAACAUUCCAAAGCGUUGGAACGAUUUUGCUCUACUAUGCCUGUUAAUCCUGGACUUGCACUUAGGCUGCUUCAACAAUAUUGGGAAGAGAGCAAUGUUCAGAUCCUGAAACUGCAAGCCAAGAUGUUUUCAUAUAAUAUCCCAACUUGCCUGCCCAUCUGGAAAAUAGCCAUUGCUGCUGAGAGCUUUCUAAAGGGACAGAGAGAGGUCCAUCACUUAUAUCAGAGAGCCUUUCAGAAGUUACCCCUUUGUGCAUCCCUGUGGAAAGAUCAGCUCCUGUUUGAAGCAUCAGGAGGAGGUAAAACUGAUAACCUGAGAAAACUAGUUUCCAAGUGCCAAGAGGUUGGAGUCAGCCUAGAUGAGCUUUUAAAUUUAAACACUUACAGAACAGAAAGCACGAAUCGCUGAACACUGGGUGCAGUCAGUGCUAAGUCCUAUUAAAUGCCAAAAUCAUUUGAAUGAUUCUCCAGGCUGAUCUCUGGCUUUAGGCCUGUGUAAAGCAGAUGAGCAGUGCUGAGCAUAUCAAGUCUCUCUGGUCUGCUUUCCUUGAACCUGGAAACAAUUAACAUGGUCGCCUCCUUGGAUAAAUGAAUGCCCUGUAUGGCUUGCUUCUGGGCCCUGCCAGGCUCUCAUAACAUCAUGUACGUAAGUAUAGUUCAUCCCAAUGACAGACUUAGAAUGUGUUAAUUUUUAAUUUUCAAUUUUUCCUUUUCUUUCUUCUGUGCUGUUCCUGAUUUCACUUGACGCUCGCACUGAUGCCUAAGAGAUCUGUGUUUUGCGGUUAACUAUAUUGGCUGUGUUUACAUUUAAAAAGAAGCAGUCCACUUUGUUUUCUUUUCCCCCCUUCCGAAUCCCUUUUUGUUUCAUUUGGGAGGUUGGUUUUCACUGCAGGAUUUAAAACAAAAGCAGCCGCUUUUAAGGAAAGUAACUGCCAUGGCCACAAGUAUGCUCUUUGCACUUGAAGGCUCUGAGGGUGGUUUAGUGCCCUUUCUGCAUUCUGGACUUGUGGCGGAGACUUAAACUUGAAGAUUAAAAUUACUAUUGCAAAUGCCAGUGCAUCAGAACCUAAAGAGUGGUCAAUUUAUUAUGUGCAAUUUUUUGUAAAGAAAAUUUAAUUUAUAAUAAAAGUUUAACAGUUAAUAAUAUUGAGCUGAUUUGUAUUAAGAUACUACUCUGUAGUAUUGCUAUUGUUUAUACAAAGAUAUUUUAAAUAUAAUUUUUUAAAAAUC
This is a messenger RNA of Varanus komodoensis (Komodo dragon), 6987 nucleotides long. It is a transcript of the gene ZFC3H1, whose product is annotated as zinc finger C3H1-type containing. The transcript is spliced from 35 exons. NCBI's taxonomy places the organism in Eukaryota, Metazoa, Chordata, Lepidosauria, Squamata, Varanidae. Gene Ontology annotation, biological process: RNA processing. The record is from RefSeq and is a predicted model, not a curated record. Gene Ontology annotation, cellular component: exosome (RNase complex); nucleus. Gene Ontology annotation, molecular function: protein binding. The coding region runs from base 194 to 6166 and encodes 1990 amino acids.